Penicillium daleae is the source of this 552-nucleotide messenger RNA. RefSeq lists its product as uncharacterized. Gene Ontology annotation, biological process: maturation of 5.8S rRNA from tricistronic rRNA transcript (SSU-rRNA, 5.8S rRNA, LSU-rRNA); nuclear-transcribed mRNA catabolic process, RNase MRP-dependent. The record is from RefSeq and is a predicted model, not a curated record. The coding region runs from base 1 to 552 and encodes 183 amino acids. The transcript is spliced from 2 exons. NCBI's taxonomy places the organism in Eukaryota, Fungi, Ascomycota, Eurotiomycetes, Eurotiales, Aspergillaceae. Gene Ontology annotation, molecular function: rRNA primary transcript binding. Gene Ontology annotation, cellular component: ribonuclease MRP complex.
AUGGAUACGCAGGAGAUUCAGGCAGUGCAUGCCGUGCUGCAUUUGAUAUCACAUCGCAACAAGAAUCAGCACCAGCGGGCAAAAUGGUGGAAGUGGCUGGCGCGGUUAAAGCGCACUGCUAUUGAUUUAGGAUCUCAGAACGCGAGUGUCGCGAUUCCCGCUUCUUACAAGCAGUAUCUUUCUGCGCAUUUGAUUCCGAGGUGUUAUUUGGCAUUCUCUACUGUCAUCGCCGAGAACCAGUUCUCGACACUGGGAAUCGUGCUGAUGGCGACUCUGUCCCGCUUUGCCAAGGCAACGGGGACAAGAUUGGAGGAGGAGACGCUGCAGCGACCGCGGGUGAAAAAACUUCAGCCGGCUCCGCCCACCGAGGACCGCGGGGAACGCGUGAGUCGCGCUGAUAUUGACACGGUGCCUUCGUUGGAGCCAAGACCGCAGGUGUCGCGGAAGAAGUCAGAGCAAUCAACCUCAGACAAAGACCCUGCCAUCAAAAAGUCGAAGAAGACCAAGCGAAAGAAGAACGCCAUCGAUGAUCUCUUCAGUGGUCUACUCUAG